AUGUCUUCCUCCUCAAAAUCCCCGAGCUUCCUGCUCUACUCAUGCAUCGCCCAUCGCUCUACCAUCCUAGCCGAACACUCCUCCCCAGGGUCCUCUUCCACAGCCGCUUCCUCCCUGGCUUCGAUCAUCCUCCCCAAGAUCACCCACGACAAGUCCCAGAAAUUGACAUACACCCAUGAACGCCUGUUCGUCCAUUACAUCGCCGACUCGCCCGCCGGCGGCGCAGUCGAUGACCAAAGCGGCCGUACAGAGCCGGACUCCUACGCACCGCUGAGCUUCAUCGUCGUGGCCUCCGCCGAGCAGGGCCGCCGCAUUCCCUUCGCGUAUCUCCUCGAAAUGAAGCGCAAGUUCCUGACGACUUACCCACCCUCCAGCACAGAUUACUCUGCGCUCCCGGCAUACGGCUGCGCAGCAUUCAAUUCCGAGCUCCGCUCCCUCCUACAUACAUACAAUACCUCUCCGCCGGCAGACUCGCUUGCUUCGGCUCGUCGGGAGAUUGAUAGCGUUCGUGAUAUUAUGACAGAGAAUAUUGAGCGGGUGCUCGAGCGUGGGGAGCGGAUUGAUUUGUUGGUUGACAAGACGGAUCGACUUGGGGGAGUGCGCAUGAUUUCCGCAUUCGCAGCCGUGGUUUGCGGCGGCGGAUGUGGUGGAAGAAUGUUAAGUUGA
This is a messenger RNA of Penicillium subrubescens, 666 nucleotides long. Its product is annotated as synaptobrevin family protein. NCBI's taxonomy places the organism in Eukaryota, Fungi, Ascomycota, Eurotiomycetes, Eurotiales, Aspergillaceae. Gene Ontology annotation, cellular component: membrane. The record is from RefSeq and is a predicted model, not a curated record. The transcript is spliced from 2 exons. Gene Ontology annotation, biological process: vesicle-mediated transport. The coding region runs from base 1 to 666 and encodes 221 amino acids.